AUGUCUAGGCUCGAAAUAUACUCUCCUGAAGGUCUCCGUUUAGAUGGUCGUCGUUGGAAUGAACUGCGUAGGUUCGAGUGCUCAAUAAACACCCAUUCACAUGCAGCGGAUGGCUCAUCAUACUUGGAACAAGGUAACAAUAAGGUUAUAACAUUGGUAAAGGGACCACAGGAGCCAAGUUCCCGUUCACAAGUUGAUACUGCAAAGGCUUUACUUCGAAUUUCAGUCAAUAUUACCAAAUUUUCCAAGACUGAGAGAAGUAAGACUAGUCAUAAGAAUGAAAGACGAGUACUAGAGAUGCAGACUGCUCUGGUACGUACCUUUAACAAGAAUGUCAUGUUGAAUGUUUAUCCUAGAACGCUGAUAAAUAUCGAGGUUCACGUCUUGCAACAAGACGGUGGAAUAAUGGGAUCCCUAAUAAACGGUAUCACUUUGGCACUAAUAGACGCAGGUAUUGCCAUGUAUGACUACAUAAGUGGUGUGUCUGUGGGACUUUAUGAUACUACACCCUUGCUAGAUACAAAUUCACUGGAGGAAAAUGCGAUGAGCACAGUCACAUUGGGUGUCGUGGGCAAAACUGAGAAAUUGUCACUUCUACUGGUUGAGGAUAAGAUUCCGUUAGACAGACUAGAGAACGUUCUGGCAAUUGGGAUAGCUGGGACUCACAGAAUAAGAGACCUCAUGGAUAAGGAACUGAGAAAGCGCGCGGAGAAGAGAGUUGCCAACGCAUUGUCGAGGUGA
This is a messenger RNA of Torulaspora delbrueckii, 741 nucleotides long. RefSeq names its product exosome non-catalytic core subunit SKI6 (gene SKI6). The transcript has a single exon. Gene Ontology annotation, cellular component: cytoplasmic exosome (RNase complex); nucleolus; nuclear exosome (RNase complex). Gene Ontology annotation, biological process: poly(A)-dependent snoRNA 3'-end processing; U4 snRNA 3'-end processing; rRNA catabolic process. NCBI's taxonomy places the organism in Eukaryota, Fungi, Ascomycota, Saccharomycetes, Saccharomycetales, Saccharomycetaceae. The coding region runs from base 1 to 741 and encodes 246 amino acids. The record is from RefSeq and is a predicted model, not a curated record.